AUGUUUGCUCCUAUUCAAUCUCUUAGGUCUAUGAGCCCUAGAUUAAUUAUUCAAAAUAUUGCUCAAUUUGGAUUAAUUGUUGCAUCAGCUGUAAUAAUGUGGAAAACACUUUGUGUUUUAUUUGUUACAGAAGCACCAAUUGUUGUUAUAUUAAGUGGUUCUAUGGAACCAGGAUUUAAACGAGGUGAUUUAAUGUUUUUAACAAAUAGAGGUGGAGUUGAUAAUAUUCAAAUAGGUGAUAUUAUUGUUUAUAAUUUACCAUCUAAAGGAAUUCCAAUCAUUCAUAGAGUAAUAGAAAUUCAUAAAGAUACUAAAGGUGAUGUUCGUUUUUUGACUAAAGGAGAUAAUAA
Entamoeba dispar SAW760 is the source of this 350-nucleotide messenger RNA. Its product is annotated as signal peptidase complex catalytic subunit SEC11A, putative. The record is from RefSeq and is a predicted model, not a curated record. NCBI's taxonomy places the organism in Eukaryota, Evosea, Mastigamoebida, Endamoebidae. Gene Ontology annotation, cellular component: signal peptidase complex; membrane. The annotation marks the transcript as partial. The transcript has a single exon. Gene Ontology annotation, molecular function: serine-type endopeptidase activity.